AUGUUGACGGAUGAGCUUCGAUAUCCGCUGCGGCAUUAUUCGACAUCUUCAUCCUCUUCAUUGUCACCCCGGUCUUUGCCCAAAGAGUUUUCCGAAGUUUGGGAUGACUUUGCAGAUCCCGAAUCAUCUGAUUCGCCUCCUGAGCUGGUGGCACGCUUCCUGAUUCGCCACGUACUUCGAAGUAUGCAUGGCUGCAGGCUGAGGCGUGUCUUUCUGCUGGUGUGUGGCUACCCUCCGAAAGGCUCUGCUGUGGAGGCUGCCUUUGCAUCAUACGGACAUCACACCGUUUGCCUCUACCCUCACUUUGCAGCCGAGGGUGCGGAUGUGAUAGCUGAAUUGCUUGACUCCAGAGGCUUCGUUCCUCAAGGUGUUAUUCCCUUCGCAGAUUGUGGGAUUCACCUGGCAGACGAGAUGAACUCGCGCUUAGGAGUCCGGCACAAUUCGCCGAAGACAUCGUCGCUGAGACGAGAUAAGUACUUGCAGCAGGCGGUGCUGCAGAGAGCUGGAUUACCAGCAGCUUUGCAGAUUGUCACUGCAGAUGUCCGCGCUGCCCAGCAGUUUGCCAGAGCGAAUGGGCAGGUUGUGGUGAAGCCACGCGCUUCAUCGGGCGGCGAUGGGGUUUGGCUUUGUAAUGACGACGAUGACAUUUUGACCGCCUUCCAGCAGGAGCUGGGAAAAAGACACCAAGAGCUGCAAACCAAUACGGAGCUCAUUGUGGCGCAGGCCUUGAUAGGAGAGGAAUGGGUGGUUAACACUGUGAGCCGGGAUGGUGUGCAUAAAGUCUCCGACGCGUGGUAUGGUCCUCCCAAGCUCAUCGCGGGCGCUGGCCCACAACAUUUCCUUUACAACGUUCAAUACUUGGCAGGGGAGUCGCCACGGUUCUUGGAGGUGACACAGAUGGUGAAAUCCUCAUUGACAGCUCUGGGUUUGCAGGAGGGUGCUGCGCACACGGAAUUGGUGUGGCUUGACAAGCCCUACAUCUACGAGGUGAAUGCCCGUUGUUCUGGCGGCUUGCCGCGAGUUCCACCACCCACACAGUUGGAUGUGCUGGCCAUGAGCCUCUUUGAUCAGUCUGGCUUCUCCAAGCUCCCGGAAGUUCCUUCCAACGAUAUGACCAAUCGAGUGGCCGUCGUGUUUCUCAUCGGGCGAAUCACCGGAUGGCUAACAGCUGCUGCGCUCGAAAAGCUGUCCAGCUUGAAGACGUUUUGGCGCUUCGAACGAGGGCUUGCCGGAUGCGGUCCACCCUUUAAGAUGGUGCCAGUGACCAAAACCACGGGGCUCUUCUCCUCGCCUGGGGCUGUGGUGCUGCAAGGGGAGAGUGAGGAUGUCCUUCAAGAUGCUCAGACAAUUCGAAAGGUGGAAACUACCGCAUAUGUUGAGACCACGGAAGAGUCGCGCAAGUGCCCAGCUACCACGGAAUCCUCGCCUGGUUGA
Durusdinium trenchii is the source of this 1434-nucleotide messenger RNA. Lineage: Eukaryota; Dinophyceae; Suessiales; Symbiodiniaceae. The record is from the annotation of a GenBank genome assembly.